Messenger RNA from Diversispora eburnea, 165 nucleotides. NCBI's taxonomy places the organism in Eukaryota, Fungi, Glomeromycota, Glomeromycetes, Diversisporales, Diversisporaceae. The record is from the annotation of a GenBank genome assembly.
UUCUCCUCCUUUUGCUUGUAAACUUUGAUGUUGUUGUUUCUGUUGUUACUAUUAUUACUAGUGAUAUUGCUACUAAUGAUGUUGCUGCUGAUUCAAUUAUUUCAAAUCUGGAUACUAUUGUUAUUAACGAUUCUACUCCUGUUUUAAUUACUAUUACUGGUUUAA